AUGAAGCUGCCGGUUGCUGAGGUUUACAAAGUUGACAGUUAUUUUACUCCAGCAACAGAUAAGGAUCCACAAACCCAAGGUGAUCAGCAAAGUCCAAAACAACCACAGCCUAGUGCCUCUGCUAUUGAGACAACAGAGUCUGGAAUCUCAGCUGAGAAAAACACUGGAAGUGAUGCAAAUGUCAGCGUUGCAGAGCCAACAUCCACAGUUGAAACAACAAAAUUCACGAAACUCAAUGAUGUAGGCAAAUGGGAUAUCUUAAUCGAGGAUGAACUCUCAUACUGGAUCCUUAAAGGUCCUUCAGAGUGUCAACACUGGAACGGCCCUUUUGAAAACUCGAAGCGGCCAUUGAAAAAUCAAGAUAGAUAUUGUUUAAAAGGUCUUUUUCAGUCCAGAAAAGUUAAUGGUGAAAUAUAUGAUCGGGAAUGGCUAGUGUACUCUCCAACAACUGGCUGUGUUUACUGCUUUGUCUGCAAGCUCUUUUCAACAUCAACUGCAGCACUAGCUUCUGGUGGGUUUCCUGACUGGCAAAAUCCCAUUGCAAUUCAAAGUCAUGAAAACUCUGAAGAGCAUAGAACAGCUUUGCUGACAUACUUGACAAGAAAGCGUGGUUAG
Limulus polyphemus (Atlantic horseshoe crab) is the source of this 615-nucleotide messenger RNA. Its product is annotated as zinc finger MYM-type protein 5-like. Bases 1 to 615 code for a protein of 204 amino acids. The transcript has 2 exons. The record is from RefSeq and is a predicted model, not a curated record. NCBI's taxonomy places the organism in Eukaryota, Metazoa, Arthropoda, Merostomata, Xiphosura, Limulidae.